Messenger RNA from Phaeodactylum tricornutum CCAP 1055/1, 447 nucleotides. RefSeq lists its product with no specific name. Gene Ontology annotation, molecular function: protein binding. NCBI's taxonomy places the organism in Eukaryota, Bacillariophyta, Bacillariophyceae, Surirellales, Neidiaceae. Bases 1 to 447 code for a protein of 148 amino acids. The transcript is spliced from 2 exons. The record is from RefSeq and is a predicted model, not a curated record.
AUGCUGGACCCACCACAUCCGCACGCCACGGCACUCGCCACGUAUUACUGCAAUCGCGCCGCGGCACUUUUGCAUAUGGAACGCUACGAUCACGCCAUCGAAGACUGUAAUCUAGCCAUCAUUCUCAAUCCGGCUUACGUCAAGGCCUAUAUUCGACGGAGUACGGCCUACGAGCAACUACAGCAUCAGUUGCAACACUCCACCUUGCAGGAUGCCCAACAAGCCUUACAGCUCGAUCCCUCCAAUGCGCAAAUUCGUAGUACUGUCGCACGUUUACAGAAACUCGAAGACGCUCGUCUAGAAAAACUCAAGGUCGAAACCAUGGAUAAGCUGAAGGAUUUGGGCAACAGCAUUCUAGGCAAUUUCGGAUUAUCUUUGGACAACUUUCAGACCCAGAAAGAUCCCAACACGGGCUCGUACAGUAUCUCGUUCAACCAAAACAAGUGA